Messenger RNA from Tripterygium wilfordii, 3049 nucleotides. RefSeq names its product inactive leucine-rich repeat receptor-like serine/threonine-protein kinase At1g60630. Gene Ontology annotation, molecular function: protein binding; protein kinase activity; ATP binding. The transcript is spliced from 2 exons. Gene Ontology annotation, biological process: protein phosphorylation. Lineage: Eukaryota; Viridiplantae; Streptophyta; Magnoliopsida; Celastrales; Celastraceae. Bases 846 to 2819 code for a protein of 657 amino acids. The record is from RefSeq and is a predicted model, not a curated record.
AUCCUCCAAUUUAUUACUGACCAUCUUUGCCUUCAAUUCUCUCACCCAUUCCUUGCACCUUCGCAGAACCAGAUGUUCGAGUACAAGUAGAUCUAUGGCAUUGGUCCAUCUUGGAUUCUAUUGCUGAUUUUCUUAGCUAAAAUAGUUACUUGUGUACCAUCACCGUUCUUUCAUUUUUUGGCUCUUCAAGUAGGCCGUUUUUGUGUUUCAAGUUCCAAGCUUUGGAGGGAUUGAGAUUGCUGCUGUAUGUAACUGCGUGUCUGCCAUUGAAGAAGCAGAGAAUUGGAUUCUAUGAGUUUCACCCAGAACUUGGUAUCGAAAAAAGGUUGAUUCUUUGAGGAGCCCUAGGAGGAUUGAAAUAAAAUAAUGUGUGGGUUUGUUUUUGUUUGUUCAAUAAUGCCUGCAGAAAUUAAGAACAUAGAAAGUUAGAGAUUCACAAUCUCCUCUGCAACUGUGAAAUUAUGAGAUGAGGAGCACACGUGAAGGCUGCGCUGUACUUGUCUGUGAGUUUUAGAAGCAAAAGAGUUCGAGGAACAAUGAAUGUCUUCUCUCCAUUUGAUGAGAGAGUGAGAGAGAGAGUCUUCCAUUGAUGGAACUCUCUUUCUUCUCAAAUGCUCUGGUUUUUACUUCUGGGUUUAUGAAAUUCUGCAGUAACUCUUCAAGAUUUGGGGGUGAAAGUGAUUUGAACUAUUUUGACAUUCUUGAUUUGGAAACAAAUGUUAUAUGCUCUGUUUAUGGAAAUUUACAGCGAAACAAAUCAGCCAUGAUUUAAUAGAAUCGAGAGAUUUUCAUUCUUGUGUUCCGCAUUAGAGAUUUGCAAAGAUUGAGAGUCAAAUCUCUCUUUGAUGGAAUCCAUGGUUUCAAGGUACAGUCAUCUUCUCUUGUUCUUGUCUUUCGCUGUAGUUUCUCUUCAACCUUCUCUGGUUAGAUCAGGCGAUGCAGAGGUUCUAUUAAGCCUGAAAUCCUCGAUUGAUCCUUUCAAUUCACUGCAAUGGCGAAGAGGAACCGAUUUCUGCAACUGGGACGGCGUGAAGGAAUGCAUGAACGGAAGAGUCACAAAGCUUGUGUUGGAGUACUUGCAUUUGACGGGUACUCUCGACCCGAAAAUCCUGAACCGGUUAGACCAACUUAGGGUUUUGAGUUUCAAAUCGAACUCCAUCUCAGGCCCAGUACCAGACCUCUCCGGCCUAAUCAAUCUCAAAUCGCUCUUCCUCAGCAACAACAAUUUCUCCGGUGAUUUCCCGAAACCGAUUACGGGGCUCCACCGCCUGAAAGUCAUAGUCCUGGCCGCGAACAGUCUCACCGGUGACAUUCCGCCAUCGCUACUCAAGCUCAAUAGACUGUACGUUCUCUACUUGCAAGACAACAGAUUCACCGGCACAAUCCCUCCAUUGAACCAAACGAGCCUCGGAUUCUUCAACGUGUCGAACAACCAACUCUCCGGUCAGAUUCCGGUAACCCCUGCUUUGAUUCGGUUCAAUUCGUCGUCGUUUUCGGGGAACCUCGAGUUGUGCGGCGAACAGGUUCGAAACCAAUGUGCAAUCAGUCCUGCCUAUCCGACAGUUCGAAAAUCAAAAUCAAAUCGUUCAAAACUGAUCAAGAUCAUCGCAAGCAGCGUAGGAGGGUUCGUUUUGCUUCUCCUAAUCUUGGGAUUCUUAAUAUUCUUCAUCGGCUUCCGCGGCCGGCGAAAAGAGGGGUUACCGGUGGCGAGAAGUGAAGGAAUAAGGCCAAUUGGCGGCGGAGAAGGUACUACAGCAGAGACGGGGAAGGCAUAUGGCAUGGGAGGUAAUAAUGGAGGAAAAGAAGGGGGUUUUUCAUGGGAGGGUGAGGGUUUAGGGACUCUGGUGUUCCUGGGUGCAGGGGAUCAGCAAAUGAAUUACAGCUUAGAAGAUCUACUGAAGGCAUCAGCGGAGACACUGGGGAGGGGUACGAUGGGGAGCACCUACAAAGCAGUGAUGGAGUCUGGGUACAUCGUCACCGUUAAAAGGCUUAAGGACUCGAGAUAUCCAAGGAUGGAGGAGUUUCGACGACAGGUGGAGAUUCUUGGAAGGCUCAGACACCCUAAUUUGGUCCCACUUAGAGCAUAUUUCCAGGCUAAGGAGGAACGGCUGCUCGUAUACGAUUAUUUCCCCAACGGCAGCCUCUUUUCUCUCAUACACGGAACAAGAACUACAGGUGGGGGAAAGCCUCUUCACUGGACAUCAUGUCUUAAAAUAGCUGAGGACUUAGCAACCGGACUGCUCUACAUCCACCAGAAUCCUGGAUUAACCCAUGGAGAUUUGAAAUCUUCUAAUGUUCUUUUAGGGUCUGAUUUCGAGUCAUGCCUCACAGAUUAUGGUCUCUCCUCAUUCUGUGAUCCAGACUCGGUUGAAGAAGCCAGUGCCACUUCUCUCUUUUAUAGAGCUCCUGAAUGUCGUGACAUCCGAAAACCACCCACGCAGCCAGCCGAUGUCCACAGCUUUGGCGUUCUACUACUGGAGCUCCUAACGGGGAAAACUCCCUUCCAAGACCUUGUUCAAGAACAUGGUUCAGACAUUCCAAAGUGGGUUCGGUGUGUCCGUGAGGAAGAGACUGAUUCUGGGGAUGACCCUGCUUCAAGUAACGAUGCAUCACAGGAGAAACUUCAGGCUCUUUUAAACAUUGCAAUGGCAUGUGUCUCGCUAGCACCAGAUAACCGGCCUGUAAUGAGGGAGGUUCUGAAGAUGAUUCGGGAUGCAAGAGCAGAGGCUCAUGUUUCAUCCAAUAGCAGUGACCAUUCACCGGGAAGGUGGUCGGACACAGUUCUGAGCUUGCCUAGGGAAGAACAUUCAAGCAUAUGAGUGGUGGUUAAUUAACAAAUUUGGUGGCUUCUUCAGUUUAUAGGUCCUGAUUCUAUUGAAUUAAUUCUUACUUGUGCUCUUGAGAGUAGGCAGAAUAGGGUGUAAAGCUUUUGAUUUAUUUUUCCUCAAAUCUCCAAUUUGACAUUUGUGGGAUGAGCUCAAUUUGGUGGAAUUUUUUUUGGUUCUGUUUACAAGAGUUGAAGAGAGUCAACAUUUGUUUCAUUUUGCUC